AUGGCGACCAUCACGAAUGUCAUUCAGCUGGUGAACAAGCUGCAGUCGCUGUCGGCACCCAUCUUCCAGGCAAGCGGCAGCAGCAAUGCGGACCUGCCGAACCUCUGGAGCAUGCUCCCCAAGAUCAUCGUCAUCGGAGGACAGUCCUCCGGGAAGUCGUCUGUGCUAGAGGCGAUCGUGGGGCGCGAGUGUCUGCCGCGGGGCACCGGCAUCGUCACGAAACGGCCCCUCGUUUUGAAGCUCGAGCACAUCGGCGAGAGCGACGCGCAGGAGUGGUGCGAGUUUCUGCACUUGCCGGGCAAGAAGUUCACGGAUUUCGAGGAAGUCCGGAAGGAGAUCCGCGACGACACGGAGCGGCUGCUGCGGCGCAUACACAAGGACGUGUCGCCCGAGACCAUCCAGCUGACCAUCCACAGCCCGCACGUCCCGAACCUGACGCUGGUCGACAUGCCCGGGCUCACCAAGGUCGCCAUGGACGGCCAGCCCGCCUCGAUCGUCGACGAGAUCAAGGAUAUGGUCCGUUCCUUCAUCGAGGACGAAAACUCCGUCAUCCUCGCGGUGUCGCCCGCCAACGCCGACAUGGCGACGAGCGACGCGAUCAACAUGGCGCGGAGUGUGGACCCGCAGGGGUUGCGCACGAUCGGCGUGCUGACGAAGAUCGACAUCAUGGACCGCGGGACGAGCGCGCGCGACGUGCUGCGCGGGGGCCACAUCAAGCUGCGCCACGGCUGGGUCGGCGUGGUGAACCGCGGGCAGGCGGACAUCGACAGCCGCGUGCCCAUGGCCGACAUCCGCGCGCGCGAACUGGAGUUCUUCCGCACGCACGCCGAGUACAAGGACCUCGCGAACGUCGGGACGGGUCGUCUGGCGGAGAAGCUGUCGGUGCACCUGCGGGAGUGCAUCGAGCGGCAGGUGCCGCGCAUCGCGACGCAGCUGCGCGAGGGCAUCGGGCGCCUGAAGACCGAGCUGGAGGGUCUCGGCGGUGAGGACCUACAGAGCGCGGGGGCGAUGCGGCAGAUGGUCGGGCAGCAGCUCGCGGCGUUCCAGGACGCGUUCAAGCGCAUCGCGAAGCGCGGGCACGGCGGCGGGGAGAAGAUCCUGCACGAGGUGUUCCUGCGUCAGUUCGUGACGGAUCUGCAGGAGGUGGAUUUCGCGGAGCUGUGCGCGCCGGAGAGCGUCGCGCGGGUGGUGAAGCUCGCGGACGGCCUCGAGGCGCACCUGCUGGCGUCGGAGCGAGGGUGCAGGGAGCUGGUGAAGCAGGCCGUGGCGCUGCUGGAGCCCCCCGCGCUGCGGUGCGUCGACGCCGUGCACGCGCACCUCGAGGACUUCCUCGAGCGCGCCAUGAGCGAGACGGACGACGGCCCCCUGCGCCGCUUCCCGAACCUGCGCCGAGACAUCGUCGACGAGGCCUCGCGCUUCCUCAACGAGAAGCUGCGCAAGAGCCGCGAGUUCGUGCGGACGCUGAUCGCGAUGGAGGGGGACUUUCCGCACCCGAAGCUCUUCCACGAGCUGCAGCACAACGACGCGCUCGACAUCCGCGACCAGCGCGGGCACCGCUUCGAGUACAACAAGGACGCCCCCGGGGACCUCUCGCCCGAGCUGCGCGAGGCCUUCCGCCUGGGCCGCGUCGUGCACGCGUACAUGCUCACCGUGUGCAACCAGCUGCGCGAACAGGUCCCCAAGGCCGUCGUCUUCCACCAGAUCAAGAGCGCCCAGAAGGACCUCGUCUCGGCCCUCAACAGGGACGCGUCAGACAUGAGCGACGCGGAGCUGCGCGACGUGCUGGCUGAGGACGAGUGGACGGUGCGGCGCCGGCAGGACGUGAGGGAGCGGCUGCGGCUGCUGCAGGCGGCGCAGGAGGAGAUCGCGGCGUUCAGGCGCCAGGCGGCCGCGCGUGGGAAGACCGUGUGA
Molecule: messenger RNA, 1911 nt
Organism: Pedinophyceae sp. YPF-701
Lineage: Eukaryota; Viridiplantae; Chlorophyta; Pedinophyceae
Source: the annotation of a GenBank genome assembly